This is a messenger RNA of Gadus chalcogrammus (walleye pollock), 3299 nucleotides long. It is a transcript of the gene dnaaf1, whose product is annotated as dynein axonemal assembly factor 1. Gene Ontology annotation, molecular function: protein binding. The record is from RefSeq and is a predicted model, not a curated record. The transcript has 2 exons. NCBI's taxonomy places the organism in Eukaryota, Metazoa, Chordata, Actinopteri, Gadiformes, Gadidae. The coding region runs from base 556 to 2505 and encodes 649 amino acids.
AACGAGUUUCGACUCGAUACAGGCAGACUGAACGCAGCCAGAAUAGACUUGUAUUCCAAACAAUAGGCCUAUAGAUAUUAAAUGCACCUAUAUAUACACAACAAACCCCAUGUACAGUGUUUGUUUACAUGAUGUGGGCGCAUCUAUCUGCGUCACACAAAUAGCCGGCGCAUUUACUGACGCAAAUGACGUUUAGAAAUGUUCAGCGUAGUGUCCGAAUUGUCGUUUGUUCGUUCCGUAUAUAUGCACUUUAUCAUCAACAAUAUAUCGGGAAUAGUGAGGGAACGAUUUCGAACACAGCUUAUGUAUAGGAUGUCUAUGCUCACUCAGCUGUGUUCCCGGCUGUGUCCCAUGUUAAUGUGUCCCCAGUGCCGCUAGGUGUGUCACUGUAAAAUACUUCCGGCCCUAGACCAAGUAGGGUCCGGUUGACGAGUAGUACCACGUUUCCAUGGAAACGAAGGAAGGCGUUUACCAACAGUUCAACUGCUGAAUACUUACGCGACAUUACUUUAUAGCUUUGUGACAAAGUAAAAUUGUUUCGGUAAUAGUACUUCCAUGCUUAAAUAUUUUCCGACUAUGUAUCCAGGCGAGAUCCAUGAAAGGACGAUAAACGAUAUGAAUAUAAACGGGAUUGAAACGGGAGAUGGCAAUACAUUGGACUCCUCUAUUCAAAACAAACAUAACGAUGCAAAUGAUCACACAACUUCAGCCGCAUCACAUCUGGACGAACAACAGAAAUAUACUGGACCAAGAAUGACCAAGAAGUUUUUAAGGGAUCACUGCAAGCAAAACAAGCUUUAUGUCACACCUUACCUGAAUGACACGUUGUACUUGCAUUUUAAAGGUUUUUCCACCAUAGAGAAUUUGGAAGAGUAUACAGGACUAAAGUGCCUCUGGCUGGAGAGCAAUGGACUGCGACAAAUUGCGAACCUUGAGGCACAGACUGAGCUCCGCAGCUUGUUCCUGCAUCAGAACCUUAUCUACAAGCUGGAAAACCUUGGAUCCCUUGAGAAACUCUGCACACUCAAUGUCUCCAACAACUACAUCCAGACUAUAGAGAAUAUCGCCUGUUUGCCAGAGCUGGGCUCACUUCAGAUAGCCCAUAAUAAGCUGGAAACGAUGGGGGACAUAGAGCACCUGAGAGGGUGUCUUUCAAUCAGCGUUCUGGACAUGUCCCACAACUUGCUUAGUGACCCAGAGAUCCUUGCUGUGCUUGAGAGCAUGCCACGAUUGCAUGUCUUAAACCUGAUGGGGAACAAUGUGGUGAAGAAAAUCGAAAAUUACAGAAGGACCCUGAUUGUGCGUCUCAGACUGCUCACUUACCUUGACGACCGGCCGGUGUUCCCCAAAGACAGGGCGUGUGCAGAGGCGUGGGCAGUCGGGGGACUAGACGCCGAGCGCAAAGAAAGGGAGAUGUGGGAAACACGAGAGAGAAGGAAGAUACAGGAUAGCUUGGAUGCCAUCGCAACCAUCCGGGACAAGGCCAUUGAGAGACGUCGCCUCAGAGAGAUGCAGGAGAAAGGUCAGGCUGAGGGUACCCCGAAGGUGGAAUCUCAGAGCUCCUGUGAGGAGCACGAGACAAUAAUUGCUUGCUCCUCACACGGAAAGAAGAUUGAGGCCUUUGUGGAGGGCAGUCUGGAAGCCCACGAGGAAUUCCUACAGAGCCAGAGAGAACCAGUCGAGCUGGCGGAUGAUCAAAAGUUACGCAAAGAUCUUGAGGCUGAACUACCCGAAGAAGGUUUGAUGAUAGAAAGGCAAGAAGACGAUUACUACAGCCCAAAGGAGAUGAGGAACAAUAUUGAGGAGGAACUAGAGAGUGAGGAAAGCCCAGAGAGUUCAGAAAUUGAUGAUGAAGAGAGAGUGAGUGAGUCAGAUGAAGAUGUAGAAGAUGAACCCGAUAUUGGGAUAGACGAGCCCCAGAGGACCCAUUUGGAAGAAAAGCCAACAGAGCCUGGCCAUGAAACGAAGGAACACUGGAGAGCGCACGGGCACUGGAAGCAGCCUGAUCCUCUGGCCCCGAUGGCUCCCUCUGAUCCAGAAGACACGGCACCGACGAUGACCCCCGGUGGUCCCGGGCCUCUGGUGACAGACCUGGAGGACGGGCAGCCUCUUGAGACCCUUCACCUGCAGUCACACCGGGCGCUGUGCAUUGAUGACCUGCCUGAUCUGGAGGAUGUGGACACCGAAGACAAGCACGUCACAGGCUUCCUCGCCUUCCAGGAAGGAACCAGACCAAAAAUACAAAUUAUAUCAGGUGAUGAUGAUGAUUUGACACAAUAUCAAUGUGAGGCGGCUGCGGCUUUUGAGGCAUCACCAAGCCCAGCCUUGUUGUUCAAAAAGAGUGAUCACAACACAUUGAUUGAUGACUACGAGAAGGGUGUUGCCAUGGUGGGUCCAGGAGCUGAGGAUGAUUCUAUGCCAGUGAUAUUCAAAUCUCUCGAAGGGUCCACUCCAAACCAAAAUUCCACCAGUCCACCCACCCGUCUGAUUGAGGAACUUGAUUGAGACUUUCAGAUCAAGUUUUAUUUUCAUUUACACAAUGUACAAUGUGUGGUUAGUGCCCAAUUGUUCUACACAGUAAAAAAAACUUCUUAAUUUAUAGUGAUGUUUAGGCUCGCUAUAUUUAUACAUGACUGCAGAGCGUAUUGAAAUUACAUUUUUACCCAUAUUUUCAUAGCUUACCUUUAGUAUCUACCGAACUGACAUUGGAGAUUGCAAACUGAAUACUGUGUGAGAUUACAAACAUAAAUUUCUGUUUUUGAAGGAUAUCUUUGGAAUAAAGACAGUUUACUGUUUUAUGUUACCAGCCUGUUCUUAUGAGUACCAGCCUUUUAUUUAAAUAAAUAUACAAUGAUCAGCAUUAUUAUGCAGGUCUCUAAUGAACGGGAGAUUGAAGCCGUGUUGUUCCAAUAAUAGCUGAAAAAAACAGUUUUCAGAAUAGUCAUGCCAAGCUUCAUAGGUAGUCCUUACACGUGUUCUUUAUAUUUUACAACAGCAUAUAAGACGUGCAUUCAAUUAAGUGUAUAAACAAUAUUUGAACUAUACAGUCUUGUUUUACAGCCUCUCUUACCACAGGGCAAUCUAAUGCAAUAAAUAUAUUCUUACAUUCCUAUUAAACUCUGUAAUUCCACAAUUUGUCAACGUUAACCCAUUUCUUCAAAACACUUCUGUUGCCUUCAGGACAUCUUAAAGUGGCAACAGGCAUGGACAACAAGCAGUCAGCAUCAUUGGCUAGAGGAAUGGCCGCAAUGUUUUUUUUUUUAUAGAGUCUAGACCACAUAAAGGAUGAUAUGAUUAAG